Molecule: messenger RNA, 1794 nt
Organism: Xenopus laevis (African clawed frog)
Lineage: Eukaryota; Metazoa; Chordata; Amphibia; Anura; Pipidae
Gene: brd3os.L
Exons: 3
Coding region: 391-648 (85 amino acids)
Source: RefSeq, a predicted model, not a curated record
GGGAAAAUUCCAAGACACAACAUGAACCCUGCUUGUUACUAGACACCAGAGCAGCAGCAUUGAGAUUGAAAGGCGGAACUCGUUGUCAAGCUACUUUGUUUCCUGGGGAGAGCUGAGCUUGGGAAACAUCGCCAUGGGAAAACGUUGCCAUGGAGAGAGUGAAUAAAGGAAAGCUGCUUUUGGGCAGGAACUAGAAUGUUCGAUUGGAAAACCCUCACCCAUCGCUUUACGGAUUUCCUUCCAUUUUUGGAUUCAAAAGAAGGAAAACCAAAAAAAAGAACAUUUCAUUGCCGUAAUGUAAAUCGAUAACAACUAGUAGCGCAUGAAUGGACUGAGGCCACACCCUAAUGACUUUAGUGGGGAAGCCUCUUCAGUUUUCCAUAUCCAGCCAUGAGCGACGGGCGAGUACCUUUGGCUGAGAAGGCCAUGUCUGAAGGAUACGCUCGCCUGAGAUACAGGGAUACUUCGCUACUCAUUUGGCAACAGCAGCAACAGAAACUGGAGACGGCCACCCCCGGGACUUACCUCAGCCGCAGUCAGAGCAUGUGGUACUCGCAGUAUGGCAAUCAGUCCAUAUUGGUACGUGACAAGAACACCCUCAGGAUUUCAAGAGACACCGGCCAAUCAAAAUUCUGUGUAGUGAUGUGACCAUGUAUUUUGCACACGUUAAUAGCACUUUAUACCGUAUAUUUUGCUUAGUGUCAAACAGUACCGCUAUUUUUUUCAGUAUGAAUUUAGUAUUUAUUUAAAUUCUCUCCCAAAAAAAAUAAUUUGGGAAUUAAUCAUUUGAAAUAAUAUUUGCAUCAGCUACACUUUUAUAAAAUGGACCUCAACGGAUUUGUGAAAUCAGAUUUUGGAGCAGAUUUAUGAAAGGUUUGGGUGAAAUUCAUUUUAUUUAUUUUUUUACUUCAGGGCAUAUUUAUAAUAAGUGUAAAAAAAUGUCUAUUUUUUAUAUUUUAUCACCAGUAAAUACACUUGAAAUGUCAGGAUAUUCAUCAGCUUUCCCUGGUAUUUUUUUUUUUGCAGUUGCAGGACUUUCCUAUAGACAAGAAUUGCGAAAAUUUGAAAACCUUUUUCACACAUUUUUGCUUAGUUUGGAGCAGAUUUUUGAAAGGUUUUGCUCUAUGGGUUUCAACUUCUCAAAACAGAAGAACAAGUUCUGAAAGAAAAGAGGACAUUUUUUUUUUUUUUUUAAAUCUAAUUUCACAGAAAUGGAACCUGCAACCCAAUAAUGUUUUUCACCCAGGCAAAACAUACUAGGAAAGCAUCAAAGUCAAAGUUGGAAACAAAUUCUUUUUUAUGUUAUAACCGGUGGAAAUGCUUGAAUUAUCUGGAACUUCUCAAUUAAUAAUGUCUUCCUCGUAAUAUUUAUCCAGGAGUAUUAAAUGCUUAUUGAGUUGCAUUUGCUUUGCACUACAUUGUAGUGUUUUUGGAGGAGACGUUUGGCUACCACCGGCUUAUUGCAAUGGUUUGAUAAAUGAUCAAGAUGGGGGGGGAAAAAAAAAAGAUUAGUAAAUGAGAAAAAGGAAUAAAACAUUGCAAUUGAUUUUAAUGAGAAAACAACUAAAUUUGCCUCUCUGGGAAAGACCUGUAAUUAAAAAAAAUUGCCUGUUUUAACCUAGUUAAAUCCUAAGAAAGAAUGAUUACAAGGAUUUUUGUUUCCCAAACUUUCAUAAAUCUGCCCCAGAUACUUAUACACAAAUCCUUUUACUUUAAGAGGCUGAUUCACUAUGGGUCGAAUAUCGAGGGUUAAUUAACCCUCGAUAUUCGACUAGGAAUUAAAAUCCUUCGACU